Onychostoma macrolepis is the source of this 3416-nucleotide messenger RNA. RefSeq lists its product as uncharacterized. The transcript is spliced from 2 exons. The coding region runs from base 769 to 1101 and encodes 110 amino acids. The record is from RefSeq and is a predicted model, not a curated record. Lineage: Eukaryota; Metazoa; Chordata; Actinopteri; Cypriniformes; Cyprinidae.
AACCACAAGAAUGCAGUGUGUCAGGCAAAAGAGUUGCGAGCAGACAGAGGGCUCUUUCUUAUACUGUACGGCCCAGGAAGACUGAGAAACAGUGACUCGACUCCUCCUCUCACACACAGGCUCCAGGUACAGCAGUGGAUAUGUGCCGUAUGUGCUGUCCAUUGAGAGCAGCAGAUUGUGUUGCUGAAACGAGGGUUAUGUGAUGCCCGCAGAGACGUCUGGACUGACCCCUGAUCAGAGCCGAAAUGCCCUCAUUCCAUCACAUCUGUGAGAGUCAAGGCAGAAGAGACUAAAAUAGAGCUGGAGUCUCCAGAGGGACCGAUGCUGAGAGGAAUCCACCCAGUAUAAACACGGCCCACGAUCUCUCCAAUUCUCACAGCCACAAGAUAUGAAUCGUGAAAAGUGAAAGAGAAACAUCUCAUAAGCAAUGCUUUGUUCUUAGACCCAAAAGGCAAGGCGUUUUAUGAGAUAAGCGGUGUAGUUUGGGAUUAAAGCAAUAACUGUGUGCAUCAAGGAUUUUGAAAUUGUCUGUCCACCGUUUAUUACAAUUGGCUUGUGUGAUAUGUCCUCAGGAUGGGACUUGCUAUGACAUAAGAACAUUUAGCAGGUGUUGGAUCUGGAUCAAAUGGACAAUUUCUUGAUCUCUAGAUAGAAAUCCCAUGCUAAUUACUGGUUUAAUCGGAUCUACGGUGGCUUUACAUCUCAGAUCACAUUGGAUUUGAUCUCUACAAGAACACCAAAGGGAUUUUGAAGAACUCUCGCUGAACCAUGAAGGAGGAAAUCCUGCAGUUUUUCAGUGAUAUAUGGAACCUCGCUUCAUCCAAGCACGACCAGAGCGUCUACAACACGGUGUGCCUGGUAGUGCUUCUGACUCUACCGCUGGUUGUCCUCUUCACAUCUCUGCUGGUGUGCUGUCAUUGUUGCUGCUGUCGUAAUGCCAAUGGACGCCGGUGUUGUUGUCGUAAAGGGGAGACCUCGGUCACAAAUACGAAAACCGAAAAGAAGAAAAAGAAAAAUGCCAGCCAAAAUAAUGAAGACUUGUGGAUCUCCGUCAAAACAGAUCCUUUGAGUAAUGAAAGACUUGCACUGACUAUGGUGUGAACAAUUUUAUAUUUAUUUAUCUUUAUGGUACGUGUAAAGGUACAAAAGUGUUACAGCAGUGUUUACUAAAAAUGUGCCUGAAUGUAAAAAAUUCAAAAGAGAAUAUCAAAAGAAUUUUUGUAUAGAAGUAAAGUUUAGGAGUGAAUGAAUGCACAAGAAAAUGCUGUAUGGUGUGUGUUGUCCUGAAAGGCUUUCCAAUAACCAAUGUUAGGAGAAAAGGAAAUGCAUAUCUUUAAACAAUUUUACACCGCAAAAAGCAUUCUGUCUAAAACAUUUACACCGUCUGUCAUUUACACUGCAGGUCUUGAUGCCCAAAAUCCAGUUUGUUGACUAUAUCCUUUUUUUUUUUUUUUGAUGACCCAUAUAUGAUGUCUGCAUUUACACUUGGCAAAAUAGCCCAAGAUAGACGUACUGACCUGGAAAAACUUAGGCGGAAAAGGGAGUAAAAAUGGCACGAUUUGCAAUGGAGGCAGAUGAAAUGAUCAUACAAGCUUUUGAAAACUGUGGGAUUUCAGCACGACUCCACUGGAUUGAGCCUUCAUCCACCAUUUCGUCAUUGAAAAGAGUCAUGUGAUCACAGUUGGUGUCCACCUGAGCUGAUGUCAUUCACCACCGUUGCUUUUUCAAUUGCAUACAACUCACAUUGACAGGAAUAGCUGAUCCAGGACAGGAUAUCUGACAGGAUAUCUGAUCGGUGUGCUUUUUCCAUGUUUCCAUGUUUGUGGGGCAUAUCUGAUCUGUGCUACAUGGGAGGAAAAAAUCAUAAUUGGGUCACUAGAACUAUGUAGUCUGGUAAAAGCGGCCUAACAGACAGUCAGUGUAACUGUAUCAGUAUUAUUAGUACUCCGUUUUUCUGAAUGAGAGUCAACUGAUUUGUUCAAAUACAAAGAUUCAUUUAGGAACGAAACUGUAGUUACCAUCUAUAUAAGUGAGUCUUUGAAUCAUUUACAUAACCAAUUAAUUCUAAAUUCAUUCUGGAAUGAAACAUACCACUGUUAAGAGACACAUCAGUUGAUUCUGUUUUGGCUACUUUUGGAAUUUGUUAGUUGGCAGAGUGAAAAUACAAUAUUGUGCCUAAAAUGUAAGUUACUCAAUAUGAAAUUCUCAUUUUUUGAACUGCUGUACACGCGCAACCAUAUGAUUUCCUGCAAUAUUCGGAACAACAGCACUUGUGUGAUAUUGCUUGUUUAACAUUUCUAAAAGGAUCAAAUGUCAGAAAUAUGUCAGAUUUCCAAAGAGCUUACCACAAUUUCAAAUGCUUCUAAAAGCUGCACUUAAACUAAAUCUUGAAUAAAAUCAUUUUCCAAAGUUGCUGUAAUAUACAGAUGUCAAAAAGUUCUAGUGACGCACUUAGUGGGUCGCAACCACUUGUCCUUCACUUGAAGGAUGCAAUGCAUUUAAAAUGAGUUGAUUUAAAUGGCUUCAGAAAUUGAUAGUUUCUGUACAAAACAAUUUUUCUAUAAAUAUAACCUGCCUUUCUUUCUGUGAUGAUUCGCCAGAGAAAACCAUUAUUUUGCCUGAGAAACCAUUAUUUAAGUGUGUGUGUGUGUGUGUGUGUGUGUGUGUGUGUGUGUGCGUGUGUGGUGGUGGUGGUGGGGGUCUGUGUUGGAUCUGUGACGCAUAUGGAUGGAUUUACUAGAGAGCAGUUCAACAACACCGUGACACUGGUCUCAUAAUUUCCUCCUAAACACCUUCAUUCACAAUGCAGUGAAAAAAUGAUUAUACUGAGCUCAAAACUCAGACUGAUAGAUACACCAUCAUCAUCACAGUUGUGUGUAACUGAGCUUGCUGAUAAACAAACUUUGAUCUUCUUGCACUUUUUCAGAUGCUGGGAUGUUUGCAGUGCCAUAAUUAGAUGUUUAUGUGGUACUUCAACACAUUCUGAUUAGGCAUGCAUGUCAGAAAGUCAUGCAUUAACAGUCAUUGUGUUCUUUUUUUCACUUAACUGCUGUGUUUCAAUACCAUGCAUUUCGGGUAAAGCAACCACUGAAUUAUUCAUUAUGUAAUCAGUGAGGUUGGAUCAUACUUGUCCUUCAUUGAUUUUGGUUUCUGGUACAGCUAGAUCAAAGGAGAAUGUUUCAUUUGUUUGAACAAUGAAGCUGUCAAGUUCUGUUUCCUGCACUCUCGUUCAACAUAUGUGAUAGCAAAGCUUUGAUCAGCCUAGUUCUGCAUGAAAAUGAGUGCCAAUUUGUAUGAAUAUGCUGAAGCAGCAUUGUCUUACUCUGUUGCGAUGCAGGUUGAUGCGUGCAGAUUUUUUCAGCCUUGUCUUUUUUUUUUUUUUUGAAGUGCAAAAUUAAAUAAAAUUAUUUUUUAUA